Messenger RNA from Suillus fuscotomentosus, 1011 nucleotides. RefSeq lists its product as uncharacterized. NCBI's taxonomy places the organism in Eukaryota, Fungi, Basidiomycota, Agaricomycetes, Boletales, Suillaceae. Bases 1 to 1011 code for a protein of 336 amino acids. The record is from RefSeq and is a predicted model, not a curated record. The transcript has a single exon.
AUGAAGAUCUUCGACUUUGCCGCACACCACAGAGCUUUAAAAGAAAACCCAAACUACGCAAUCAACGCCAAAAUCUUGCAGCGUGCUGAGUGGCGUCAUGGUGGAUCAGGACACAUCUUGACUGACAAAGACUCCGACGAGCCGUUCGUAGGCAUAGCCGUCAUGCACAUAGUUGACUUUCGACUGCAAUGCUCACCCAUAGGGUCCUUCCUGGGAUCUAAGUACGGAGGAAUGGAGAAAGCAAAGUACCAAUUCAUAGGGGGACGAACACAUGGCAAAGACGGUUUCGAUGAAGAUUUCGCCCGAACGCAUGCUCUGUUAAAUAACAUCCAAAAUGCUAUAGCAGUGUCUCAUAACAAGAAAGACAUGCUAUUAGACGAGCAGAGCAUCAGAUUUGCACGAAACAUAUUUGAAAAAAGGGUGAGCUUGACAAAUUCGACUGUAAGACUGUUCAAAGCUUACCUGUACAACCAUAAGGAACACGCUGUUCCCGAUUCCCCUACAGCCAGUCGACGCACUGUGUAUCUGGAGGACUUGGAAAAUCCCCAUGGCUCACAUACCGUCGGCACGGGAGAAGAGCUAAAGAUGGAUGAUGAAACCGCAAACUGGCCUGUCGACUCACAGUAUAGUGAUGACCUGGCCACUAUCAAAGCUUUCUACAAAGCCGUGCCACUACGUGUCUAUGAUGAAAACAACAAGUUCGUCAAGCCUGAAAAUGUUAACAAGGCACUCUGCAAUGCAAUUGCUGAGAUCCACUUCACACUGCACCACUUAUACCUCCCAAAAAAUCUGCCACCACAAGAUUCGUUCCGCGCAAACAUUGAGCAGAUCUUGAUAUUGCAGCGGGGGAAAACGACUACGAGCAUCUACACGUCAGAUCCUCGUGCCGGUCCUGCCAGUACAACAAAGGCUACUCACCAUACGCCGCCGCCAACAGAAGCUCCUCCAUCCAAGAGACUCCAUACAGAGGAACAGACAGUCACCAAGGGAAAAGAGAAGGAACACGACUGA